Messenger RNA from Cyphellophora attinorum, 807 nucleotides. RefSeq lists its product as uncharacterized. Lineage: Eukaryota; Fungi; Ascomycota; Eurotiomycetes; Chaetothyriales; Cyphellophoraceae. The record is from RefSeq and is a predicted model, not a curated record. The transcript is spliced from 3 exons. Bases 1 to 807 code for a protein of 268 amino acids.
AUGGACUCCGCUUCAAAACCUGCGCCUUUACAUCUUCUCACACUUCCAGAAGAAAUCCGCAAGCACAUCUUGAGAGUCUAUUGCAACGGAACACGACCGGAAUUGCUGCUCAAGUGUCAGAAACACCCCAACGCAUGUGUUCCCCACAUCGCUUUCACCGGCAGAGUAAACACGUACAACAAGACGAAUAUGGACAGCAUCAAGGAUGUGUGCAAACAGCUGAGAGGUGCAUUUGCCGAGGUCGCCCUUGGUCGUCUCGAGAAGGACGUGGUGGUUCCGGUGUCAAUGAGUAUCAUAGGUCGAGCCGACUACCGUGGCGCCAACUUCAUCAUCGGCGCGGAAAUGCGCCAAUUUCUGAAGUCCAUCAAGUCGAUUCACAUCAACUUGAACCACGACAGCGAGUGGUUGUGCGCGUCCCCGACCACCCUCUGGAGCUUCUUUCGAGACGGAUGUCCUAAUCUUGUGGAGUUGACGGGUAUUGAACGCGAAUAUUUGUCGGAACGCUUACUGAGAGCUCCUAACGGUAAGUGUGACCGAGAAACCCUCGAAGCGGCGUGCUCUUCGAAGGGGAUGCAUUGGUCUGCGGAGUCUGCGCUGAGAGGACUUCAGCAUAUCGUUCUGGACAGAGGCUGGGGUCCAAAAGGUGAAUUGCCUUCAGUCAAAUUUCGCUCAAACGUACGCUUCUGCGCCGGAAACUGGUUCUUUGGUGCUGAAAAAGCCCUCAUCAUCGCGCAAGCCACGCAGAUUGAUGAUGGCCAGAUCGAAACGACGGUUCGGCUGGUUGAGCCUGUGGUUGACAUUUAUUAG